AUGAAACCCGUAUCGCGAGUGUCCGCAAGCGUUAGGGGAAGGAAGGGCCCAUUAUCAUCGAAUGUUGAAGCUCGCUUUAGUCCACGAACAAAUAUUGCUCUUUCUUCUCUUCCUAUAAGUGAACUAAUUGAUUUUCACAAAAAUCGUGAGCGUAAACACAUGAAAUAUGCUAUCGGUAUUUUUGCUAUUCUCGGCUUAAUUGGUCUGGUAUUAUUAAUCGUAUCAUUCGCUCUACCAAAAUCCAACGGUGACAUUGACCAGCGUUCAUCGAAGCGCAUUGUCUUCCUCAUCAUCGGCUCAACUCUACUUGGCAUGGGUCUUUUCAUGGCGCUUGUUGCUGGCGGUUGUAUCUUUUAUAAAUUGAAACAACAAUUCAAUGAUUUGAACGAAAUUGAAGGCGGACAAGAACCGAUUAUUUGGCGGUUGGAUGGUGAAGAAUGGGUACGCUAUUUAAACUAUAUGCAUGGCCCCAAUCGACGAUGGACAGAAAUGGCUCCGCUAUCAUGUUUCUGUUGUCGACGUUCAGCCUACGAUCGACUGAUGGAUCGUCAAUAUGGUCAUAUUGUUUUCUAUGGAAAGGGUUUGAUAAUUGAUGAAUUGUAUUUCAUUUCAUUUCGAACAUACUUGCUGCAAGGCGUACAAUUACUGGUAGCCGAUCAACAACAACAGAGAUUAGGUCUAAGAAUACAUACCUUUUUACAAGCUGGAAAGAACAGUCGAAAUUGUUAUUUUGAUGUAUUUUCACCAUCAUCAGUGACAUUGGAACAGUUGCAAGCAAUAAUACAGUCAUACAAUCAAAGAAUAUCUGGACCAGAUGGAUUACAUACAGUUAUUGAAGGACUUCAUGUUGCUGCAUCUAUUGUUAGUUUACUAAGCUAA
Molecule: messenger RNA, 879 nt
Organism: Didymodactylos carnosus
Lineage: Eukaryota; Metazoa; Rotifera; Eurotatoria; Philodinida; Philodinidae
Source: the annotation of a GenBank genome assembly